Molecule: messenger RNA, 8421 nt
Organism: Ictalurus furcatus (blue catfish)
Lineage: Eukaryota; Metazoa; Chordata; Actinopteri; Siluriformes; Ictaluridae
Gene: phf21ab
Product: PHD finger protein 21Ab
Exons: 18
Coding region: 587-3007 (806 amino acids)
Biological process (GO): negative regulation of transcription by RNA polymerase II
Cellular component (GO): histone deacetylase complex
Molecular function (GO): chromatin binding
Source: RefSeq, a predicted model, not a curated record
AAAAAGUAGUCCUGUUUCAAAACACGUUUCGCUUUCAGUUUGCCGCACGGAUUUGACCAACAGCGAGCACUUUUACGUUCUUUUAUUGAACAUAAAACCAUCUAACCUACAAAUAAGCUAAACCCAGGCGUUCUCCGUGUAGUUUGAACAGCCCCUUCGUCUCCCUCUUCCUGCGCGCAUUGAUCGGUUUUGUGCUGCGGUCGUGGUGAAUGAGAUUGAAGAAGAGUUCUUCUUGUUUUGUAUCUCAGUUUCUCUCUUCUUUUUUUUUUAAAUAAAUAAUAAAAAAAGAGAAACGCACAAAUUAAAUUCUAGCAAACAAAAAAAAUAAGAUCGGAUCCAUCCGAGUAAAUCCAUGCUUGGUGUACGGCUACAGUUAUGUAAGGGAUCGUUUCGGAGAUUGUUUUUUUUUUUUUUUUUGUGCCGAGAUAUUUGGGGGGGGGUGUUUGUAAAUAUUUAUUUAAAUAAUUUGUCAGGAGGACUACCGCUCAAGUGAAGAGUGCUGGGGAGUUGGAGAGUGAGUGGACACCAGUCUCAUUGCCAGCUGGCUGAAAAAUUUCUGGGACUGACUCGCUGGCGAACUGGACCGAUGAUGGAAUUACAAACGUUACAGGAGGCCCUGAAAGUGGAAAUACAAGUCCAUCAGAAACUGGUUGCCCAAAUGAAGCAGGACCCACAGAAUGCUGAUCUGAAGAAGCAGCUUCACGAACUUCAGGCCAAGAUCACUGCUCUGAGUGAGAAGCAGAAAAAGGUAGUGGAACAGUUGAGGAAGGAGCUGUUGGUGAAGCAGGAGCCGGAGCUGAAGCUGCAGACGGUGCAGGCAUCGGCGGGCGGUAAAGCCAUGAUACUGUCACCGUCCUGUCAGCCUCAACAGCAGCCCACAGGACCUCCUCACAACAAGGCAGCUCCACAGAAGACUCUGCAAGUCACGCCGGUCCUCACCACGAAGACUCUACCUCUAGUACUGAAAGCUGCCGCCUCCACCAUGCCUGGUUCCAUGACAACACCACGCCCCACAGUUGCCAUGGUCACUGCCAUCAGCAAUCCCCCCAGGCCUGCCUUGACCCCUGACUCUCGCAACGCACCAGUGAACCUUCAGCUGUCGAGCAAACUGACGGGUCAGGACACCGAGGCCGCGUCGCGAGUCGUUCCGAAGAACGUUAUCGUAGUGCAGGCCAGCACCACCUCGGCUCAGCCUAUCAAAGUUCCCCAGUUUGUCCCUCCUCCUAGACUGACGCCUCGACCCACCUUUCUACCACAGGUGCGCCCGAAACCUGCUACUCCCAAUAACGUACCCAUCGCCCCUGCGCCUCCUCCUCCCAUGAUGGCUGCCCCACAGUUGCUCCAGAGGCCAGUCAUGCUUACUACCAAGUUAACGUCAGCUCUAUCCACCUCGUCAGGCCCUAUCCACCAAGUUCGCAUCGUCAACGGCCAGCCCUGCAUCCCCAAAACUGGCCCUUCUACAGGAGCCAGCACAGGCCAAGUGACGGGCAUCGUUAUCAGUGGGCCGAUGCAGACGCUGCAGAUCAGCAGCUUAAACGCAGACAUAAAGACUGUGAAAUCUCAGGGGGCUUCAGAGCAGGUGUUCACAAGCACCCCUUCUUCAACGUCUCCUCCUCUUUUUCCACCUAAAGUUAAACGAGAGGAGAAUCCACAGAAACUUGCCUUCAUGGUAUCUCUUGGGUUGGUCACACACGACCAUCUAGAAGAGAUCCAGAGCCGAAGGCAGGAACGGAAAAGGAGAACAACAGCCAAUCCUGUGUAUAGCGGAGCAGUAUUUGAGCCAGAGAGGAAAAAGAGUGCUGUCACCUAUCUGAACACUCCCCUCCAUCAAGGAACGAGGAAGAGAGGUCGCCCACCCAAAUACAGCAGCAGUGCAUCAGGGCCAGAGCUGGGCUGCCACCCCCUGCUCUCCCCAUCCAGCAGUCACCCCGCCUCCCCAGCCGCCGAGCGGCCUGAACUAGGGGGCUUCCCCCUCCCCGUCCACCCCCACUCUCUCCCUCAGCCCAGCCCCAGCUCCGGGGAUGGAGACAUCCAUGAGGAUUUCUGCACUGUGUGCAGACGUAGUGGCCAGUUGCUCAUGUGCGACACGUGCUCACGCGUCUACCACCUCGACUGCCUGGACCCGCCCCUCAAAAAUAUUCCUAAAGGCAUGUGGAUCUGUCCCAAAUGUAAAGACCAGAUACUGAAAAAAGAGGAGGCCCUUCCGUGGCCCGGGACCCUGGCGAUUGUACAUUCCUACAUCGCGUAUAAAGAAGCAAAAGAAGAAGAAAAGCAGAAACUGAUGAAGUGGAGUGCCGAGCUCAAACUAGAGCGAGAGCAACUGGAACAAAGAGUCAAGCAGCUGAGCAACUCUAUAACGAAAUGCAUGGAGACCAAGAACAGCACCCUGGCCCGGCAGAAGGAAAUGCAGGCCUCGCUGGAGAAAGUGAAACACUUGGUGCGCCUCAUCCACAGCUUUAACCUCUCUCAGACUGUAGAGAUCAGCGCAACCCAGGAGGACAACCCCGAGGACAAGACCGACUGCUCCCAAGAGCCCAAGGGUACAGUACAUUCAUGUGCCAAGCCCUCAGGGUCCGAGCAGAACCCUGCCCAAGUUGGUGCGCAGGUCCCUGCCGCCGGCACGGUGCCCAAGGUGCAGGCUGAGCCUGAGGUGGGCGAGAUGGCCGACUCAGCCGCCGCCGUCACUCCGGAGGCAGAGCCGAAAGAAUCGGGAGUCACCCAGGCCAGUAACACAGCAGUCAGAGACAACAUGGACACAGUGAAGACUGCGAAGCCGAUGGAGGUCACAGAGGUCAAAGAGAACGGCGGAACGGACUCUCAGAGCUCUGAAGAGGUGAGAGAGAGUCCUAUGGACGUAACAAACUCUGAAAAUACAACUCCCAAUGUCAGCGAAGAGGCGGUCAGUAUGGACAUAGAGGAACUGGACCACAGCAAGAAUGCCAACAAUGGCAAAAUCUUAGAACCCUCGCAGCAGCUUUUACCAGUGGCACUCGACAUCUCCAAAUGAGUCUUAUCCCAGUCGACUCAACUAAGUAUACCUCUCCUUCUCCCAAACAUUGAAAAACAACUUUUAUUGCAUCUAGCACCGGUGCACCAAGUUGCCAAUCUAUACAUACUAUACAUAUAUAUGUGCAUUUGAUUAUUUAUUUAUUUUUCCCAGUGUAAGGUGAGACCGUCAACAGUGCUUCUACAUCCAAGGCGAAUUAGUCACGGUUCACGUUCAUCUCAACGAAUACGCCCAACAAAGGUUGUAGAAAGGUGCUUAUAAUACAGUGUCAUACCGAUUAGUGGACCGUUUGGUUUAAAAAACAAAAAACAAAAAAAUACAAACGAAGACAAGACCGAAUAUUAAAUUAAUAACGAAGGAGGAGGAUAACUGAAUAUAUCUCAUCACACCAGUGUGUGCCUGCAACAGUUGCCCUUGAAACUCAUGGGGAUUGUUUAAGUUGUCUUAGUUUCCUUUUCUCUGGGAAGAGGGUGGCAGGUCACACGUGUCCAAAGACUGCAUGCUCUGUCCACCCUCGUCGUGUCCCCCCAGCCAGGUCUGAGAGGACCCUUCCUAAACCAAAAGCUUCUUGUUCUGAGCUGGACAAGUUGCGUCAGUAUUCGCCAGCGGCAGGAAGCGCAGAGGCUUCUGAAGUCAUAGGACUGAAUCAGGACUGCAAAAUGCCGAUCUCUCCAUCCCGUUUUCGUUUCAUACGAGCUGUUGAACGUGAAUGAUAUGGCUUAAAAGAAAAGGAAAAAAAAAAAAGAAGAAGAAGAAGACGACCCUUAUCGAGUACGCCUCAGAACAGAAUAACGUCUGGCGUGACGGAACGCAACCGCAUCUCUUUAAAAGCGGCGUCUGACGACUACGAAAAAGAUGCUGUGCUUCUCUAGUGAGUCUUUACUGCACCCGUGUGUGAAAUGUUGCAGGCUCACCGUGUUGAGGAGGGGGGGGGGGAACAGAAAGGUGUCCGUGUCUGAGGAGUAUUUUUGUCUUUUUGUUAAUAGCAAAAUGUAUUCAGGUCUUCCUAGUCUCCACACAAAAAAAAAAAUAAGUGCUUUUCUGUUUCUUAAAACAGUAAUAGGUGUUAAAACGGCAUCGUUUAUGCAAGGAGCUUUUUGUUGCAAGCAGAAGGGUAUUGCAUAAUGAGUGUUUUUAUUAUUUUUUUAUUAUUCUAAACUGCCAAAUGUUGUUUUUGUUUUUUUUUUAAAAUUCCCUUUCCCUACAUCAAGAAUAAUGGAUGUUAGCGUAUUUUAUGUCUAGUCUAGAAAAGAGUACAUCACGUUACCACUCCUUCCUUCCUUCCUUCCUUCCUUCCUUCCUUCCUUCCCCUGAAUCAUCCUGUGUGGUAAACAUACAUAAACAACAAUAAUGCUGUCUUAAUAAUAACGACAGUGACGACAGCAAUAAUUUGCUGUCUUAAACUUGAGGGGUUGAUGUUCGAGCCAAAUUUGAGUAAUAAGACAAAGAUGGGAAAACCCUGGUUUUAAAGCACAAGCUUAUUUAAAAUAACUCGAGCAAACGCCCUGACUUACAUUCAUUUACAUUUAUUCACUCAGCAGACGCUUUUAUCCAAAGCGACUUACAAAUGAGAAAGAUACAAGCAAAGCGAUAUCAAGCAGAGAACAAUACAGGAAGUGCUACCAUACGAGAUCUAUUAAUUGAAUUCCAGAAGAAGCAAAGUGCAGAGUAGAGGUGUAAGUGCAAUUUUUUAUUUUUUAAAAAAAUUUUUUUAUUAUUAUUAUUAUUAUGAGUUGGUUAGGUGUUCAUAGAAGAGGCGGGUCUUUAGCUGUUUUUUGAAGAUGGUGAGAGAUUCUGCGGUCCGGAUUGAGAUUGGAAGUGCAUUCCACCACUGAGGAACAGUUAGUGUGAAGGUUCUGGAAAGGGACCUUGCGCCACGCAGAGUUGGAACUGCUAAACGUCGGUCGCUAAUCGACUUGUCGGAAAGACUUCGAGUAAAGCAAACGCCUAAGAGAGCGAAUCAUGCCUAUUUGUUAAUUAGCUUGCCAACAUGUUUUUUGUUCCAAGGAUGUGUAAUGAAGCCGUGCUGCUUACUUACCUGCGAGCGGAGGCAUCUUCUGCCACUUCGUACCAGUUCAUUUUUUUUUUUUUUUUUUUCCCCACCUUCCCUAAGACCAAAACGUCAGAUGCACGUUUGCCCAGUUACCUCUUCUACAUCGACACUCUUUCUCUCACAUUCGUUUGUACAUUGCACCGGGGUAAACCAUGUCUUAACGGUACUGCACAGCUGGCACCUCGAACACGUUUACAUCGCCUCGUUCCAAAUUGACAUAUCUUCGUCUGUACCACGUUGACAGGUCGUUACUCUAUUACUGAACAAUAAAUAUCAAACUCUUCGUUAUACCAUGUAAAUGAUCUUAUUGCACAAUUACUGCAGGGCAAAACAAACAGGCCUCGUGAUUUCAGACUGUUUCACUAAAGAUGUAACCAAACUAACAUGGCGUACUUUUGUAUUAGGAGGUAGAUAGACAAAAUAAAUCGAUGAAUAAAUUCUCCAGUCGACGUCAUUGCUUUCGUGGGAAGCAUGAAACUCGAAUCGGCUCUCGGCAUUCCUUAAUAUUUCUGUUACUGAGCUAGGACUAGCAAGCAGGAUGAUCAUUUGUCAUAUCUUGGCUGUUGUUGUUGUUGUUGUUCUUAUUAUUAUCUAAAAAUUAAAUAACCUGAAAGGACAUUUUAUGGCCUUCUGAAACCCCUCACUGUCUAGUGCAUCAUGAAGAUGAGAGGGUUUUCACUUUAAACACCUCCAUUCCCUUCCUGUACAGGUGCCCUCGAGUGCCUUUAUUACAUUAUCUCCCACUAUACUUCCUGUCCCGCGUUAGACCCUUCCCUCUCUCUCUCUCUCUCUCUCUCCCUCUCGAGAGAGGGAUCUGCCCUUCCCUCUCUCUCUCGAACCCUUUGCGUGUCACGUCCUUAAAGCAGAAGCACAGCCGUAAGUUGUUGGGCAAAAGUAAAAUCGGGUGUAAUAACGUGGUGUUAAUUGCGUGAGUGUCUGGUUUUUCUCUGGCUGUCCGUGGUCGACGUAGAUGUUUCUCUCUCUCACACACACACACACACACACACACAUACACACACACACACACACACACCCCUUUUAAAAUGGAAGCAUAAACAGCUUAAUGUUCAGGUUAAGGAGUUGCCUUAAUAGGUGUUCUUAGGUUUUGUUAAACACCCAUAACAAUAGUGUAUCAUAGUAAUUGCACAAGUUUAAAAAAAAAAAAAAAUGUCUGUAAAGAAAACAAGAUUCUUCUAUUGUGGGGAAAAUGAGUUAUUUUGGUUUAGCGGUCAAUUCUGACUUGUGUGAGUAUGAUCAUUUUUAUCGGACAGACGUAAGUAGGGAUUAUUUUUUAAAUCUAUUGUUUAUGCACUUUCAGCAGUGAUACCAUUAGUAUUAAAGGUACACCAAGGAAAAGUUUUAGUCAGUCGGAUUAGUAUACCAAUAGAAUAGGAUAUAAUCUCCCAAGCCUUUCCCUUCUCACCUCUUCCCAUACGUCCUGCUAUUAUGUAGGACAGCCUCUUCGUUGAGGUUCAUCGAGUACGUUUCUUUUCACAAGCUGGGACCGUUUUGUUAUCUCUUUAUUAACACAUUAAUACACCUGAUUCUGUUUCUACUCCAGAAGUAAACAACGUUUUUCAGGCGUUCAGAAUUCAAGCCUAGGCUUCGGCAGAUUAGGAACGAUCAAAGAACGCCUGCUAGCUGACCGCAUCGACUUUUACAAAACCACCGGAACACCAGCCGACCACUCCGUUCAAUAGCAAACGCCGCUCUCUUAUGCAAGGUUUUAUUUUUAUUAUUAUUAUUAUUAUUAUUAUUAUUAUUAUUUUUUAAACAGACAAGUUUUGAAUAUGCAUUUAGCUUCGAGUUUAAUCCGUCGUGUGUUGUUUUUUUUUUUUUCUUUUUUUUAACGCAGGACUAUUUUGUUGCUUUCCAUCGAACAUUGCUGGCAGCGAGAUUUACAAACAAACAAGCAAACAAAAAACACGGUACACGCAUGCUGUGCGUCUAUAAAAAGCUGUUUUUUUUUCCAUUAUUAUUAUUUUAUCGAUGAACAAAUACACUCUCGUCGUGGCGUUUCCGGUAUCGCUGGGACAUGACGAAGUCGAAUAAUCCAAAAGUCAAACACUGUAACAGUUACACACACAGGAAUCAUCCAUAAUAACGCCACUAAUUUUGUACCUUGUCGCUUGUACUAAUGUGGAGCAUUUCAUCUCAUGAUUCAGUGGACCAUUAUAUUUUUCAUUCCGUAUGUGGACCAUGCUGAAGUAUAGUUAGCUUAGAUUAUUUUAGGAGUGAUGGGUGACCGAAGAAAAUGUCUUACCGGCGUAAUGUCGUGGUGUAAGAGCCCCACAUUCACGUUGUUAUAAUCAGAAUACCCAAAGAGACUGCAAAUGUGCAUUUUGCUAUGUGGAAGCCUUUUUUACGUUUUUAAAUACAUAUCACUGUUGAUUUGUUUACGGCUUACGGCAUUAUGUCGAACGUUCGUUUUGUUUUUUUUUGUUUUUUUUGCAGAUGGUUUGGUUUUUUAGUCAUUCUUCAGUGCACUGUAAUUUGGGGUUUACAAUAUUGGAGACGUGAGAAUGCGGACUACGUUUAUGCAUAUAUGGGAACAUUUGAUUAGAGGUUCAUUCCAGCUGUACAUCUCAUUAACCUGAUAGUUUUUAGCUCAUCCAUAUUCACACACGUGCAUUACAUUCCCUCUGACAUGUUAGUUUUAAGGUUGUUGGUUUUUUUUUUUGUUUGUUUGUUUGUUUUUGUUUUUUCCUUUAUACUCAGUCAUGAUUGUGGCCUUCUAGUAUUGUUGAUGCAUUUCAUUAUACAGUAACUUCCCUGGUAUUGUACACCUCCUUUGUCUACGUGUGGUGUGUGUGUGAGAGAGAGAGAGAGAGAGAGAGAGAGAGUGCGCUUGUGUGCAUCUUUUACCUCAUCUGCAGUCAACUCUUAAAUUGGAGUACUUUUGUUUACGCGUGCAAAAAAAAUAAAAAAAAAAAUUUUAAAAAAAGGAGAAAAAAAAUCUUCCACUAAAGAAACACAAGAUGCAUUGUAGCGAUUUGAGUAAUUACGAAACGUUCACCUGGUGUGCUGAACUAUGUGUAAAUUGUUUAUUACACGAUAUAAAUAUUUGUAAAAUUGUUUGUAUUUUUCAUAAUGGUUUUAAAAAGGAGUGUGUUUAUUUUUAUGAAUUCUUUCUGUUACAGAACUCUUGCUUUGUCUUUUUCGCCUGACAUUGUGAGUGAAUUGGUUGGUUCUCUUACCUCUCUCAUGUAUUUGAGCCUGUGCUGAGUUGUUUGUAUGCAGUGUUUAGAAAUACUGUAGGGAACGUGAGACAAAAUUGAUAUUAGGAGCAAUUGAUCAAUUUGUAUUUAUUUAUUUUAUCAUUUUGUUAAUAAAUUUACCAAGAAACUUGGUCUGCUACAUA